ACACCCACACACCCACACACCUCAUAACGUAUGAUGCUUGAAUCCAUCCGUGUCACUGAAAAACUUCACUGGCCGCAGCGAGAGUUCUCCCGAAAGACUGUCUUGAGUCCGGAAGAACACAAAUUCAUUCUUAAGAAUGAAAGCAGCAGCAUUCAGCACCUCGCCAAGUCGGGGAUCCUUAAGGACACAUUCACCACAGGGACGAGUAGCUACAAUGUCCUCCUGCAAAGCAAAGAGGAAAAAAAGCACCACAAAAGGCUCCGGAAAUCCACGAAACCCGCGAAUGCUUUGCGAAGCAGUGAGCGCCACAAGUUCAAGGCCCCGCUGCCUUGGAUCAGAAAUGGGUGGUGCUGCCUCAACCGGCAGCCCUCCCUCUUUAUAGCCAGCCCAGUGCCCAGCAGGGUCAGGUUGACGCGCAGUAUUUCUGUGGCCGGGAGCAGCAUAGCGUUGCCAACUCAAGCCAGAGCCAAGGCGAAAAGGCACUCCUUCUCCAGCCUGGCCAAGCCAAAACAGCUGCCGACGUCCAAGAGCUAUUUGAAAGAAGGGGACGCCGCUGGGCGAAAGCUCUGCAUCCUCACCGCCAUCAAACCUUCCAACGUGGAGCGGGAGAAGAUGAAGUUCUUCAAGUCUGAUUUUACCUACAAUCCGCAGUUUGAAUAUGCGAGUUCGGCCCUGUCCAAUGUGUUAGCAAAGCACAGCCACGCGUCCAACACCUUUCUUAAGCAGGCCAUCAAAAUCAUGGAACUGACCUUGCAGAAAUAUGGAAGCUACGAAAGUUUUGAGCAGGCCACUGGAGGAAGCCUGCUGCCCAGAAGCCGCAUCUGGAAUCAUGUCAGGAAAUACAUGGCGAAGGAAGGCUGCCUAGGCGAGAUUGUGGUUCAUCUCUCGGAAGACUUGCUUUCUCGGGCCUCAAUGACAGUGGUGAAUGGCCGUCCGACUCUUACUAUCAAUAUUUCCACUGCCCGUGAACACUGGCUAGAAGGCAUGCUGAGGCAUGAAAUAGGAACUCAUUAUCUUAGGGGCAUUAACAACAACAGCCAGCUUUGGAGCAACUGCAGUGGGCGUAGAAAGCAUGGCUUGAAGCCCAUUAACCCCACUGAGGAAGGCCUGGCGAGUAUCCACAGCGUUCUGUUCCGAAAGGAUCCCUUCCUGUGGAGGGCUGCCCUUCUCUAUUACACUGUCUAUCAAGCCAGCCAGAUGUCCUUCAGACAGCUCUUUGAGGACAUUGGGAGAUUUGUCAGGGACCCCAAUACUAGGUGGGAUUAUUGUGUUCGAGCCAAGAGAGGCUGGGCCGAUACUUCCCAACCAGGCUGCUUCAGUAAAGAUCAGGUCUAUCUGGAUGGCAUCCUCCGUAUUCUGAGAUACCGACAUUCCAUUGAUUUCUAUUUACUGACAGCUCUAGGAAAGGUCUCCUAUGAGGAUGUGGAUCGCCUGAAGGAUUUAGGGAUGACUGAGAACAUGAAGAUCCCACACUUUUUGCAAGACUACACUCGGUAUAUGGAGCACCUGGAAAAGAUCAUGGAAGUCAAUGAGCUUUCUGACAUUGAGCUCCAGGCUCUGUUACCCUAGGCCAUCCACUCUUGACUGCUUCAUUUACACAGCAGAGGAACACAG
Messenger RNA from Elgaria multicarinata webbii, 1614 nucleotides. It is a transcript of the gene MATCAP2, whose product is annotated as microtubule associated tyrosine carboxypeptidase 2. Lineage: Eukaryota; Metazoa; Chordata; Lepidosauria; Squamata; Anguidae. The transcript has 7 exons. Bases 31 to 1569 code for a protein of 512 amino acids. The record is from RefSeq and is a predicted model, not a curated record.